Messenger RNA from Neomonachus schauinslandi (Hawaiian monk seal), 2193 nucleotides. It is a transcript of the gene ZNF276, whose product is annotated as zinc finger protein 276. Gene Ontology annotation, cellular component: nucleus; chromosome; kinetochore. Lineage: Eukaryota; Metazoa; Chordata; Mammalia; Carnivora; Phocidae. The transcript has 10 exons. Gene Ontology annotation, biological process: regulation of transcription by RNA polymerase II. Bases 211 to 1803 code for a protein of 530 amino acids. Gene Ontology annotation, molecular function: chromatin insulator sequence binding; zinc ion binding. The record is from RefSeq and is a predicted model, not a curated record.
GCCCUGCCUUUGGCGCAGGUGUGGGCUUGUGUUUAAGGGGUAUAUAUGGGGAAGCUCCAUGGAGGACAGCAGAGCGUGGGUCUCACCUCCCCUGGCGCCGCGUUGCUCGCUUCCUAGGAGCUUGUGUCUUACAUGUCCUGUGCAGCGAGCAGCCUUACCAGCUGACUUAAUGUCUCCUGUGCUUGCCCAGGAACAGGCCGGGCUCUUGCCAUGGGGCACUGUCGCCUCUGCCAUGGGAAGUUCUCCUCACGGAGUCUCCGCAGCAUUUCUGGCAGGGCACCUGGGGAGAGCUCAGACAGACCACCCCCAGGGGAGCGAGUUUUCAUCAGGGACUUCCAGCACUUGCUGGGGGUGGCCGUCCACCAGGACCCAGCUCUGUCUCAGUUUGUCUGCAAGAACUGCCACACCCAGUUCUACCAGUGCCAUGGCCUCCUCAAGUCCUUCCUGCAGAGAGUCAACGUCUCCCCGACCGGCCACCGGAAGACUUGCACAAAGGUUGGUGCCCAGCCCCCACCAGGGGCAGAGGAGGGAGCGUGUCUGGUGGACCUGAUCACUUCGAGCCCCCAGGGCCUACGUGACUUGGUGGCAUGGGUGCAUGGACACGCAGCCAGCUGUGGGGCCCUGCCUAACCUCCAGAGGACACUGUCCUCCGAGUACUGCGGUGUUAUCCAAGCCGUGUGGGGCUGUGACCAGGGCCACGACUAUACCAUGGACGCCGACUCCAGCUGCGGGGCCCUCUUGCUGGACAGUGCGUUGGCAGUCAAGUGGACAUGGGACAAGGAGAUGGCCCCGUGGCUCACCCAGCAUCGGGGAUCCAACCCCACUGGGGCUGCCCCUCAGAGCUCCCAGGGCAAAGCGACCACAAUUCCAGCUGAGACCGAGACACUGCCCAGCACGGACAUGGCCCAGCCUCCUUCAGAUGUCAUCCCUGUAGGGCCUGGGCUGAGCCCCCCACCUCAGCCAAGCUUCCCCUCAAGUGGGGCCCCAGGGCGGUUGGGUGAGAAGCAGGUUCCAUCUUCAACCUCGGAUGAUCGGGUAAAAGACGAGUUCAGUGACCUUUCUGAGGGGGACAUCCUGAGUGAAGACGAAAAUGACAAGAAGCAGAAUACCCAGUCCUCGGACGAAUCCUUUGAGCCUUAUCCAGAAAAGAAGGUCUCUGGUAAAAAGAGCGAAAGCAAAGAAGCCAAGAAGUCUGAAGAACCAAAAAUCCGAAAGAAGCCUGGACCGAAGCCGGGCUGGAAGAACAAGCUCCGCUGUGAGAGGGAGGAGCUACCCACCAUCUACAAGUGCCCUUACCAGGGCUGCACAGCUGUGUACCGAGGGGCCGACGGCAUGAAGAAGCACAUAAAGGAGCACCAUGAGGAGGUCCGGGAGAGGCCCUGCCCCCACCCUGGCUGCAACAAGGUGUUCAUGAUCGAUCGCUAUCUGCAGCGUCACGUGAAGCUCAUCCACACAGAGGUGCGGAACUAUAUCUGUGAUGAGUGUGGACAGACCUUCAAGCAACGGAAGCACCUUCUUGUCCACCAGAUGCGCCACUCAGGAGCCAAGCCUCUGCAGUGUGAAGUCUGUGGCUUCCAGUGCCGGCAGCGAGCAUCCCUCAAGUACCACAUGACUAAACACAAGGCUGAGACUGAGCUGGACUUUGCCUGUGACCAGUGUGGCCGGCGGUUCGAGAAGGCCCACAACCUCAACGUGCACAUGUCCAUGGUCCACCCUCUGACGCAGACCCAGGACAAGGCCCUGCCCCUGGAGCCACCGCCCGGGACUGUGGAGGGCCAGGCCGUGAAGCCCGAGCCUACCUGAACUCCGGUGGUAAAUGGGGUUAAGACAGUUUCAGUAGUUCCUCAUACGCAACCUGACAGCACAGCUUUGCUCGCUCGCUCCCCUGGAGCCCCCAUGCUGUACCCCCCCCACCUGUGUGUCAGGAGGGCAUUGAUCUGCAGUAUGGUGACCGUGGGCUCAGUGUGCAACUCACGUAGCCUUUCCAGCCUCCACUCUGGGACCAGCAUUUUCCUACAAAUACUGAAUGACUCGGGGCCAGAUGAAUUUUAAAUAAUUGAUUCCUAUUCCCCACUAAAGCAAUCAAGGAGAUUUGUAAUCCACUUUUUAGUGCAAGAGCUCCAUGUUAUGCUUGUAAUAAAUUAUUUACCAAGGAGCUGGGCUGUGCGCUGCGCAGGGUCCAGUCAGAAGAGA